AAUGUAACUGACUGUGAGGAAGUCCUCCUCUUCUCUCCUCCUCUAUCUGUCAAGCUUGCAGAGAAAUUUGAGGUUUUAAAGCCACACAUCAGCAGCUCACUGUAUAUAAUAAAGAUGGGCGAACAAGACUCAACUCACAGGCUAACAGGGGACCAAAUGAAGGAGCCGAAGGAAAAUGGCACAAGUGUUUCCCAGUUCUCCACCAGCGUACGCGCCAUGGUGCGAAUUCGCCAGAAGUACCUGGCCAUCAAGAAACGGCGUAUGGAGAGUGCUCUGAGCUCCAUGUCUUCACACUCACACAGCCCCAAGUAUUUCACCUUCGAGAGUUUCCCAGAGCCUGCUUCUCCACACAAACGCAAGAAAAAGAGGAAGACACGAAUCUUGUAUCCGAGCAACAGUUUGAGAGCUGUUCCAACCAAAGAGCGCAGCCGAGCCAAGAACUGCCUGUACCUGUUGUGCAUCAUUGUCUUUCUGCAGGUUUACAAUGCCAUCGAGAACCUAGAUGACCACGUGCUCAAGUACGACCUAGAAGGACUUGAAAAUACCCUGAAAAGGGAAGUGUUUGGACAACAGGAAGUGACCGAGGGCAUUCUUGGGCAUUUGCAAGAUUAUUUGUCAACUUAUGUUCACAAUAAACCUUUGGUGUUGUCACUUCAUGGAGCGACUGGAGUAGGGAAGAGCCACGUUGGUCGAUUGUUGGCACAGCAUUUCCGUUCAGUGGUAGGCGACCAAUUGGUAAUGCAAUACUUUGUGCUGCACCACUGCCCUACGGAUGAUGAUAUCCCACGCUGCACCACUGCUCUGGACACCCACAUCUCUGAAAUGGUCACUCAGGCUGAGGAAGUAGAGAAGAUACCACUCUUUAUCUUCGAUGAUGUGGAACACAUGCCCAGAGAGUUGCUUGACACUUUGCAAGGUCUGAUACGUCCCCAAAACAAUAACGAAUACUUAAAUGCAAUUUACAUUCUCAUUGGCAACUUGGGACAUGAAGAAAUCACCAAGUUUGUCCUUCAUAACUCUAGUGUCGCCGUCUCGGGCCGGUUGAGCUUGAGUCAAGAACUGACCCCUUGGUUGCGCAGCUACCUUCAGAGGUACCAUUCUUUAUUCCUGGAAGCCGAGUUCCUACCCUUCACGCUUUUAGAGAAAAGCCACGUAAAGGAAUGUUUUAUUGACAAGAUGUCUCAAGAAGGAUUCUACCCAGAUCGCCAGCAUGUAGAAAGACUAGCGGAAGAACUUUCAUACUAUACUGUUGGCAAGUGGAAAUUUUCGCACACUGGAUGCAGGCAGGUUGUAGCAAAGGUUAACCUUCUCUAAAACAAAUUCUGCCAUGCAGAUGAACAACAUGCAAGGAUAAUUCUAAAGGAGAGACUCAAUUGUGAGUAGGAUUGGGAACCGAGAACCAUUCCAUUUGUUUAAAAAUACGAGAACGGUAUGAGUUUCAUGACUUUUGGUUCAGAUAACGAUUCCCGAAUGUGUAAUUUCCACCGAUGCAAAUGGAGUGCUGCCCCCUACUGAAUAUCCAGCGAGAAACCUACAGUUGGCUUUUUUAGUGAUUAAAAAGACGUACAUAUUUUUAGGACCACCUCGAAAACGAAAUGGUUCAUCUCAAGGGGUUUAUCCUAAUAAAUAAAAUUGUCUCAAAUAUCAGUCAGAGCAGUUACUGAACUAAUAUUACUGACGUGCAAGUAAUGAUUUUCGUCAUCUCCAACUUGAAAUUAAAUCUUUUACUGUAUUAUAUAUUGUUAUUUGUUUAAAAUUAUUUAAUAUAUACAGUUGAAGUCAGAAGUUUACAUACACCUUAGCCAAAUAUAUUUAAACUCAGUUUUUCACAAUUCCUGAUAUUUAAUCGUAGAAACAAUUCCCUGUCUUAGGUCAGUUAGGAUCACUACUUUAUUUGAAGAAUGUGAAAUGUCAGAAUAAUAGUAGAGAGAAUGAUUUAUUUCAGCUUUUAUUUCUUUCAUCACAUUCCCAGUGGGUCAAACGUUUACAUACACUUUGUUAGUAUUUGGUAGCAUUGCCUUUAAAUUGUUUAACUUGGGUCAAAUGUUUUGGGUAUCCUUCCACAAGCUUCUCAAAAUAAGUUGCUGGAAGUUUGGCCCAUUCCUCCAGACAGAACUGGUGUAACUGAGUCAGGUUUGUAGACCUCCUUGCUCACAAACGCUUUUUCAGUUCUGCCCACACAUUUUCUAUCGGAUUGAGAUCAGGGCUUUGUGAUGGCCACUCCAAUACCUUGACUUUGUUGUCCUUAAGCCAUUUUGCCACAACUUUGGAGGAAUGCUUGGGGUCAUUGUCCAUUUGGAAGACCCAUUUGUGACCAAGCUUUAACUUCAUGACUGAUGUCUUGAGAUGUUGCUUCAAUAUAUCCACAUAAUUUUCCUUCCUCAUGAUGCCAUCUAUUUUGUGAAGUGCACCAGUCCCACCUGCAGCAAAGCACCCCCACAACAUGAUGCUGCCACCCCCAUGCUUCACGGCUGGGAUGGUGUUCUUCGGUUUGCAAGCCUCACCCUUUUUCCUCCAAACAUAACGAUGGUCAUUAUGGCCAAACAGUUCAAUUUUUGUUUCAUUAGACCAGAGGACAUUUCUCCUGAAAGUAAGAUCUUUGUCCCCAUGUGCACUUGCAAACUGUAGUCUGGCUUUUUUAUGGCAGUUUUGGAGCAGUGGCUUCUUCCUUGCUGAGCAGCCUUUCAGGUUAUGUCGCUAUAGGACUCGUUUUACUGUGGAUAUAGAUACUUGUCUACCUGUUUCCUCCAGCAUCUUCACAAGUUCCUUUGCUGUUGUUCUGGGAUUGAUUUGCACUUUUCUCACCAAACUACGUUCAUCUCUAGGAGACAGAAUGCAUCUCCUUCCUGAGUGGUAUGAUGGCUGUGUGUUCCCAUGGUAUUUAUACUUGCAUACUAUUGUUUAUACAGAUGAACGUGGUACUUUCAGGCGUUUAGAAAUUGCUCCCAAGAUGAACCAGACUUGUGGAGGUUCACAAUUUUUCUUCUGAGGUCUUGGCCUUAAAAUUCAUCCACAGGUACACCUCCAAUUGAUUCCAAUUAGCCUAUCAGAAGCUAAUUGGCUAAUUGCCAGAAGGCUUGACAUCAUUUUCUGGAAUUUUUCAAGCUGCUUAAAGGCACAGUUAACUGAAGUGUAUGUAAACUUCUGACCCACUGGAAUUGUGAUACAGUCAAUUAAAAUUAAAACAAUCUGUCUGUAAACAAUUGUUGGAAACAUUACUCAAGUCAUGCACAAAGUAGAUGUCCUAAACGACGUGCCAAAAUGAUAGUUUGCUAAUAUGAAAUCUGUGGAGUGGUUAAAAAAUUAGUUUUAAUGACUUCAACCUAAGUGUAUAUAAACUUCUGACUUCAACUGUAGUUAGGAUCAAUUAUUGGAUUGCAUUUAUGCCUCUAAAAAGUCUGUAUAAACAUGCCAUUUUUCAAGAAUUCUAUAAAGUGUAUUUCUGAUUUGUAUUUUCAGCGCUGUUGAAAUCUGAAAGAUCUCAUCAUUUGGCAACAGGCUGUUGACGGCAGUAAUUGCAAUAAGAAUUGCAUUAUUUAUUUCCAAAUAUUUCUUCCUCAAAAUUACUAUAGGAAACAUGAAUGGAACCGUUAAGGAACCACAAUCAUUAAGAAGAAUCUGAACCGGAAUUCCUUAUGAUUCCCAUACCUAAUUCUGAGCCAUUGUGAGGUGUUUGCCAUGGUGUUAUGUUUUAUUGUCACUCAUUUCACUUAUUGUACAUUCAACAUUCAACAUUCAACAUUCAUUUUUGUGAAACCUUGUUAUAACUGUGAACUAUGAUUGUAAAUAUUGUGUAAACAAACAAUAUAAAAUGUUUUAUUCUCAUA
Molecule: messenger RNA, 3827 nt
Organism: Myxocyprinus asiaticus (Chinese sucker)
Lineage: Eukaryota; Metazoa; Chordata; Actinopteri; Cypriniformes; Catostomidae
Product: torsin-4A-like
Exons: 2
Coding region: 115-1314 (399 amino acids)
Cellular component (GO): nuclear envelope; endoplasmic reticulum lumen
Molecular function (GO): ATP hydrolysis activity; ATP binding
Source: RefSeq, a predicted model, not a curated record